Messenger RNA from Kogia breviceps (pygmy sperm whale), 2032 nucleotides. The record is from RefSeq and is a predicted model, not a curated record. NCBI's taxonomy places the organism in Eukaryota, Metazoa, Chordata, Mammalia, Artiodactyla, Physeteridae.
GAGACCUUGGCGAGGCGGCAGAGACGCUUAGCGGAGGUGAAAGCUUUGGCGGAAAGGGAAGUCCAGCUGCAGGAUGCAGAGCUGGAGUCGUGUGUACUGUUGCUUGGCUAAGAGAGGCCAUUUCAACCGAACAUCUCAUGGUCUGCAAGGAGUUUCUGCAGUGCCACUGAGAACUUAUGCAGAUCAACCAAUUGAUGCUGAUGUAAUAGUGAUAGGUACUAGUCCUGGAGGAUAUGUUGCUGCUAUUAAAGCUGCCCAGUUAGGCUUCAAGGCAGUCUGCGUUGAGAAAAAUGAAACCCUCGAUGGAACAUGCUUGAAAGUUAGUUGUAUUCUUUCUAAGGCUUUAUUGAAUAAUUCUCAUUAUUACCAUAUGGCCCAUGGAAAACAUUUUGCAUCUAGAGGAAUUGAAAUGUCUGAAGUUCGCUUGAAUUUAGAGAAGAUGAUGGAGCAGAAGAGUAAUGCAGUAAAAGCUUUCACAGGUGGAAUUGCCCACUUGUUCAAACAGAAUAAGGUUGCUCAUGUAAAUGGAUAUGGAAAGAUAACUGGGAAAAAUCAGGUCACCACCACGAAAGCCCAUGGCAGCACUCAAGUUAUUGAUACAAAGAACAUUCUUAUAGCCACAGCUCUGCCAGAGAUCUCCAUCUCUCUGUUUACAUUGAAUACCAAAGUUACUGGUGCUACUAAGAAGUCAGAUGGAAAAAUUGAUGUUUCUAUUGAAGCUGCUUCUGGUGGCAAAGCUGAAGUUAUCACUGGUGAUGUACUCCUGGUUUGCAUUGGCCGAUGGCACUUUACUAAGAAUUUGGGACUAGAGGAGCUUGGAAAUGAGCUGGAUCCUAGAGGUAGAAUUCCAGUAAAUACCAGAUUCCAAACUAAAAUUCCAAAUAUCUAUGCAAUCGGCAAAGUGGUUGCUGGUCCAAUGCUGGCUCACAAAGCAGAGGAUGAAGGCAUUAUCUGUGUUGAAGGAAUGGCUGGUGGCACUGUGCACAUUGACUACAAUUGUGUACCAUCGGUGAUUUACACACACCCUGAAGUUGCUUGGGUUGGCAAACCAGAAGAGCAGUUGAAAGCAGAGGGUAUUGAGUACACAGUUGGGAAAUUCCCAUUUGCUGCUAACAGCAGAGCUAAGACAAACACUGACACAGAUGGCAUGGUGAAGAUACUUGGGCAGAUUUCAACAGACAGAGUGGGAGCACAUAUUCUAGGACCAGGUGCUGGUGAAAUGAUAAAUGAAGCUGCUCUUGCCCUGGAAUGAGCAUCCUGUGAAGAUACAGCUAGAGUCUGUCAUGCACAUCCAACCUUAUCAGAAGCUUUUAGAGAAGCAAACCUGGCUGCAUCAUCUGGCAAAUCGAUCAACUUUUAAAUUAGAAGAUUAUAUUUUUCUGAAAUUUCCUGGGAGCUUUUAUAGAGGUUACAUUUCUGAACAGGAAAGGCUCACAGCUCCAAGAAUUUCUAGGACUGAAUUACAAAACUUUUGGAAGGUAUUUAAUAGGUUUGGAGAGAAUGGAAUGAUCUCAUAUCUAUAUUUUAAAUAAAUUUAAUAUUUUAUUUCACUGUGUUAAUACGCAGAAGAAAAGCUACUUAUAGUAGCAUCCUGGAAAAUUUUCUUCAACCCAUAUUUUCAUGCUGUUUAUGAAAGGCUCAACUUCCCUGAAUUUAUGCUAAGUAGCUUUUAUCUCUGAUACAGGAUUUACUUACAUGGGUGGAGCUGGAGUAUGGCAUGUGAACAGCUGUGUUUGAAACAAGGUGAUCAAGUUAUUUUAAACUUGGUUUUCACAUUGGAAACAGUCAUUAGAAUAAGUUAAACAUGUAUAAACUGAACUGAUGUAAAUAAAAAAUGAUGGUCUAUCAGUUAUUUUAAUCCUCAAAGUCUUGGUGGUUAGAGGUAGAAUUUGUGUUUAGAUUGUUAAGGUUCUAUUGAGGUCUACAGUCUGAAGUAUAGUUAUAUAGUUGACCAAAGUAAGGCAGUAUAUAUAUGAAAUUCAUAUAUUAAGUGGAGAAACAAUGUAUUACAGUGGGAAAUGAAUAUAUGGAA